CUAUAACUCCGUAAAAAUUAAUGAAAUUAUGAUCGCUACUUUGCCAAUCAAAAGAUCAGCAAUUUGCGGAAACAAUGUUCCGCUCAAUCGACCGUUUUCGAUCGUUUGCUAUCGAUCGGUAGUCUCAAUACGGCCUCAUGUAUGAUGGUUGCUUGCCGUCCCUUUGACAUAUUGCGUUGCGAAAGAUAAACAUUGCGAACGUACUAAAAACGGAAACGGGCAGGAAAACAUUGGCCACCUGGUAAAGAUAACUGUGAUAUGCUGCGGUGUUGAACGUGUGCGCAAAUCUGCAUGAUAAGUGCUGGUCACCUUUGAUCCCAUCGCCCGAACCACGUUCGAACCGAUCCGCCAUGUCGUCUCCCUUGGCCGAGGUGCAGAACCUCUACGAACGAUACGUGAAAUGGGUAUCGGGUAAUCCGUCCGCCCUGGCGGACGUUGAACUGACGGUCAAGUGGCUUUCGUACUUUGUGGCUGGCAAAAUUAACAACUCUUCCGCCGUCUCGGAGCUGGUGUACUCCCUGUCCAACUUGCUGGUGUUUUUCAACGACCGUAUAAUCGAGAAGGCGAGUAAAAAAACGCCUGACGACACACAACCCCUAGAACGGCACCUGAAUGUGCUGCUCACGACGCUGGAGUACUGUGAAGUGUUUAUAGAGCUGUCCGCCCAUAAAGUCUGGGGCACGAGCGGGCGAUGGUUUUUCAUCGUUGUCAUACAAACGAUAAAAUGCAUAGGCAGACUGAUUCUAACGCUAUUUUGCCAAAAUACGAAAAUCAUUCGCAACCCACCGAUUCCAGCGCUGAAUCGCAAAACAAUACAAACAGACAACCACCACCAUGAUCAUCCCCAAUCGGACAAUGCAUCAUUCCGUGACAAUCUGGCCGACGGAAGUUCUGCCAUCGUGCUGAAGCGUUCGGGGCGCGUGAUGCGCAAAGUGAACUGUUCACCUUCGCUGACGUCACGAUCGUGGAAACCGCCUGCAACGGGGAGCUCUUCUCACCAGCCGGCCGUGUACGGUGGGAAGUUUCUUGUGUCGGCCGAGAUGCUCUACAUUGCCAAACCACUCAUCCAUCUGGCGAGCAUGAGAAAGUUUGGGACGAGAAGCUGGACCAGCUACCUGAUCGCGCUGGCGCUGGACAGUGCCAGCCUGCGGAUGUACUACAAGAAUCGCGAAGUGCUCUCGAAGGACCAGCGGGUGGAACUGUCGCGAAGGUGUGUAUCGAUGCUGCUGUACCUGAUGCGGUCACCGUUCUACGAUCGCUACACGCACGACAAGAUCGCGUGCCUGCUGAACGGCAUCGGGAACAACGUGCCACUGACGGGCAGCAUUGCGCGGCUCAUACUUUCCUACAUUCCGCACUGGCAGGAGACGUACUUCUAUAUGUGGUCGACGUAACGGGGGUUGGACGAUUCGCUCGCUUGGUUGGCCCAACGAAGCCGCAAGCAUUAGGCUUAAGGGUUGAUGCAGUUAAAGGGGGUAUCGGUGCAUGCAUGGUGGGUUAGGUUUGUUGGGGGUUCUGUGGUGCUCGCAAGCAGCAGGCAGGAUGCAAGAAAAUGGCAUAUUAAAUAAAUGAUUUUGUCUAUCAAUUGAA
Anopheles coluzzii is the source of this 1590-nucleotide messenger RNA. RefSeq names its product peroxisomal membrane protein PEX16 (gene Pex16). Bases 351 to 1394 code for a protein of 347 amino acids. Gene Ontology annotation, biological process: peroxisome organization. The record is from RefSeq and is a predicted model, not a curated record. The transcript is spliced from 3 exons. NCBI's taxonomy places the organism in Eukaryota, Metazoa, Arthropoda, Insecta, Diptera, Culicidae. Gene Ontology annotation, cellular component: peroxisomal membrane.